Molecule: messenger RNA, 270 nt
Organism: Fulvia fulva
Lineage: Eukaryota; Fungi; Ascomycota; Dothideomycetes; Mycosphaerellales; Mycosphaerellaceae
Exons: 2
Coding region: 1-270 (89 amino acids)
Source: RefSeq, a predicted model, not a curated record
AUGAAGUUCUCCCUCCUCACCCUCGCAUGUCUGUUCUCCGUCGCGCUGGCGGUGGACACUGAAUGCAAGUUAUCCAACGGCGGAGCAGCAGGUGGCCCAGCAUGCGGUUGCAACUCCAACGCCAGCUGCUUCUGCGAGAAGCCAAGCGAUGAUCUCUCUGUCGCGUCCGAGUGCUCGGCCAAUGGCAGUUGCGGAUGUCCUUCGGAUGAGAAUGGUCAUUGCGAUAUGUUGAACGAGCAACCACCACCACCUCCACCGAGGAUGUUCUAG